Centruroides sculpturatus (bark scorpion) is the source of this 958-nucleotide messenger RNA. Its product is annotated as COMM domain-containing protein 3-like. Bases 87 to 647 code for a protein of 186 amino acids. Gene Ontology annotation, biological process: sodium ion transport. Lineage: Eukaryota; Metazoa; Arthropoda; Arachnida; Scorpiones; Buthidae. The record is from RefSeq and is a predicted model, not a curated record. The transcript has a single exon.
GGCGCUGCGGUAGUCGGAAAGAGCACAUGAUUGUUUGGGAGUGAAACGUAAUAGGCGUGUUUGAUGUUUUAGAUUAAAUUUUGGAAAUGGAAUUGAGCAAGGAGACUUUAAAUUCGAUAGUAUUACUUGGUGAACCAAGUGUAAUUCCUGAUAAGCAACUAUCACAGAUUUUGCAGGAUGUGAUAAGUGCAGUUUUGAAUGGCACAAGGAAUAGCGUGAUGGAAGAACGUUACGAAGGAAACGGUUCGGUCAAAUCGGCUUUUUUUGGUGCUUUGUGCUUUUUUCUAGAAGCAGCAAAACACAAUACAGACGAAGCAACGUUAAUUAGCACUCUGGAAGAAUGUAAAGUCAAAACAGAACGAAUAUCUGAAUUAGUAAACUUCUACAAGAAAGAGAAGAAACAUUUACAGGCCCAUUUAAAUAGUCUAGGAAGUCAUUUUCCGCAUUUAGUCGACGUUGAUUGGAGACACGAUUAUGUCAUUAAAAGUGAUUCUUUGGAAAAAGUCUGUCAUCCUGUUUAUAUUAUUGAUUUAAAAACUGACACUAAAGAGCAAGUUACGUUCUCUUGUUCGAUAGAAGAAUUGCAAGAUCUAGUUGGAAAAUUAAAAGAUGCUACUAAAUGUUUAGAACAUAAUGUACAUAAUUGAAAAUAGAUGAAAACUUAUCUCCUUUGUAAUUAUGGAAGCGAGUAGCACUUGUUAUGAAAUUGAUUCUAAUUCUAUGACACAAUUAAGUAAUAUACAUUUCUAAGAUAGACUUAUUAGAAGUUCCAUAAAUAUAUAUAUUGUUUAUUUUGAUGUAUUUUUUUAUAUGAUCCUAUCAAAUUUGUAGAGUGUCGGACUGAAAAUUUGAUAAAAGAUAGGAUUUAGUAUUUGUUCGAGAAAGGAUGAAAAGGAAUGAAAAAUGGCCACGCGGUGAAAUAGUUUGUUGUAAUAAAUAAAGAUAAAUUUGAAUUUAA